Molecule: messenger RNA, 2784 nt
Organism: Sitophilus oryzae (rice weevil)
Lineage: Eukaryota; Metazoa; Arthropoda; Insecta; Coleoptera; Curculionidae
Product: zinc finger protein 569-like
Exons: 3
Coding region: 190-1188 (332 amino acids)
Biological process (GO): regulation of transcription by RNA polymerase II
Cellular component (GO): nucleus
Molecular function (GO): zinc ion binding; RNA polymerase II cis-regulatory region sequence-specific DNA binding; DNA-binding transcription factor activity
Source: RefSeq, a predicted model, not a curated record
GAUACUACUAAUCUGAGGUAAAUUUUCUAGCAAAAUAAAUACCGUCUGUUUUCUAUAUUUCAAAUAAAAUAAAAUCACAGAACAAACUCAAAAUUAUGAUCCAAACAAAAAUAGAUAAAUAAUUAAUUUCCAGGGAUUAAAAAGUAAUUUUUUGACGUUUUAUCCUAUUCACAUGUUAUUCACCUAAUAAUGGAUUUGAAGGAAGUGUGUCGAACUUGUUUACGUAUUCCUAAAAAUUCCGUAAGUUUGUUUGAAGAUGGAAGCGUUCUUAUUAAACGAAUACAAGCCAUUUCUUCGGUGCAGAUUAAGGAAAACAAUGAACUUUCCUCGGUUAUUUGCGAAGACUGUCAGGAAAACAUAAAUCAGUUUUAUAGUUUUCAAAAGGUUAUUAAAAACACAGACUAUGACUUACACUAUAGACUAGAAACGUUAAAGAAGACAAAUUAUUGUUCAAAGCCAAGAAGUGCACAGCCUAUGGAACCAGAAACUAAUUUAAUUGAGUUACGAACAGAUUUUAAAUCUGAAGAAGUGGAACCCGACGUAGAAAUAGAUACAGAACCUGAUAAUUUCAUCCCAGAUCUAAGUUACUCUUUGAAGAAGGCUUUAGCCGUAAGGAAAUUAUUCAAGUGUCGACAAUGCAAUGAACUUUUCCCCACUAAAUCGACGCUGUUCCAUCAUAAAAGAAGGAAACAUGUUGCUACUGGUAUUUGCAAUAUAUGUGGAUUGAAAACACGUGCCGAUAACCUGAGAAAGCAUAUAAAACUACACUCGGAAGGACCGUGCAAGUGUGAGCAGUGCGGGAGAAUGUUGAAGAAUUCAGAAUCGUUAAGAACACACAGAUUGUUACAUCUCGAAGGAAGUUAUACUUGCGAAAUUUGUGGAAAAACGUUUAAGUUGAAAAAUGAACACACAAGACAUUUAAAGAGGCAUCAAAAUCCGGACUAUUCCAAAAUGACUUGUCCCCUUUGUGGAAAAAAAGUGCACGACAGAAGGAAGCACAUGCUCACUCAUACGGGGGAAAGGCCAUAUAAUUGUGGAUAUUGUCAAAAAGACUUCAGCACGUCGUUUGCCUUGAAAGUUCACACGAGGCAGCACACGAACGAAAGACCAUAUGCUUGUACAUAUUGUAACUGUUCCUUUACACAAAAAGUAUCAUUAAUGACACACUUAAAAAGCAAACAUAGAUAAUAUUCGUUGUAAAUAACAUUCUUAAUUUAUACCUAUGUUCCUUAAUCACAUGCUAAUAUUUAAGGGGGUGAUUCUUGGAUCUAUUUUAAGAAAAAAAAAAUAUUUCAUAUGAAUUUUGUUCUAAACAUCUUAAGUUUUGAGAUACUGGGUGAUAAAAACUUUCAUAACUCUGAUGUUAUUAGAUAUUUUUAUGAUAUUUGACGCACGUCUUCUAUGCAUAAAAAUGAUUUUUUUGAUGUUUGUAGAAGUAAAAUGACAUUAAUUUGUUUAAGCAAAAAAUAUGGGUUGGAAGAAAAAAAUCAAGGUGCCUAUAAGAAUUGUUUAAAAAUAAAUGAAGAUAUUGAAAAGAAUGUUUACUUUAAAAGAAGUCAGUGGCGUACAAUUUGUUUUCUUCGAAAAUAUUCAAUAUAAAACCCGUACGGACGCCACUGGUUGAAAUAAAUAAAAUUAUUUGUUUCUUCAACACAGGCACUUUGAUGCAUAAAAGACGUGUAUCAAACUUCAUAAAGAUGUGUAUAAUAACAUCAGAGUUAUUAAAAAAAUUGAAAAUUUUACUUGUAUCUCAAAAGUUAAGAUAUUUAUUAGGUCCAAAAAUCGCCCCCUUAAAUAUUAGCAUGUUAUUAACGAACACCCUGUAUAGGUAGAAAAAAUUAUUCCAGCAAUGUACAGUUUUAAAAUUAUAACAUUACCAAAAUCAGUACUUAGUUACUUCUAUUGUUACUAUUCAAUUCAUAUAGUACUUAUCCAUAGAGAUAGUAUAUUAGAAUUUGUAUAACUGUCAUCCUUCAUAAUUAUUGUAUAUGUCGUAGUCUCAUAGUGUAUUCCGUCUUUUCAUGAAGAGCCUAGUCACUUAAUGAAAAAAAUUAACCUAAUAACAUAACUAAACUGCUAUCCCAACCGACGCUUCAUGAAGUGAACUAGGAUCUUCAUGAAAAGACGGAAUACACUAUGAGACUAUGACAUAUAUAAAUUUAAAAGGUAUCGAAUGCGUAAAAAACGGUGUCACAGGUCAAAAAUAAUUUCUGCUAAGCUGACCCCUAAAUUUAAUUUAUUAAAAAUUGAAAAAACUUGUGAAAAAUUAAUAUUUAAUUUUGAAACAUGUAAAAAGGUUCUGGACAAAUCUAUUGACAAAAAAUACGGGGUCGACCUGACCGAAAUUAUAGUCAAAUGUCAUUUGAAAGGUCAUCGUAACACCACUUUUUUUCAAUUGUUCGGUACCUAGAACAAUUUUAGAAGAAACGUGUAUAGGCUUCAAGCAAAACUGUUAAUUUUAAUUGAUAAUAAAAUUAUGCUACUUUUUAUUGUUUAUCGUAGAAUUUCACUGCAAAAUAAAUUAUUAUAUUCAUUCAAAACUAGUGUUAAUACAUUAAAUCAGAUUAAUAAUUGAUUAAUCUAGUUUAAUUAAAGAUAUACCUAAUUUUAAGCCCCGUAUAGACAUAACGUUCUAUCUGUCAGGUAAGACGGAUUAUAGACUAGUGUACACACUGGAAGUUUUAACUGUGCUUUGAUCUAUUAUAGCAUUGUGAAUAUAGUGAAAUUGUAAAAAAAACAUGGAAUUUUACUAUAAAGCUUCAUUCGGAACCUCGCAAUUAGUGG